This is a messenger RNA of Calypte anna (Anna's hummingbird), 702 nucleotides long. RefSeq names its product golgi transport 1A (gene GOLT1A). NCBI's taxonomy places the organism in Eukaryota, Metazoa, Chordata, Aves, Apodiformes, Trochilidae. Gene Ontology annotation, biological process: retrograde transport, endosome to Golgi; endoplasmic reticulum to Golgi vesicle-mediated transport. Gene Ontology annotation, cellular component: endoplasmic reticulum; membrane. The record is from RefSeq and is a predicted model, not a curated record.
UCCAAGGGUCACUGCCGGUGGUGGCAACUGGUGGCCCCGUCCCUCUGCUGCCAGCAAGAUGGUUCCUCUGUCCGACUUUCAGCGGAUUGGUGUGGGAUUGGUUGGCUUUGGCCUCUUCUUUGUCCUUUUUGGGAUGCUCUUGUAUUUCGACUCAGUGCUCCUGGCUUUUGGGAAUAUCCUCUUCCUCUCUGGCUUGGUCUUCAUCAUUGGCUUCAGGAGGACCUUCACCUUCUUCUUCCAGAGACCAAAGCUGAAGGGCUCCAGCUUCUUCUUUGGGGGGGUCCUCAUUGUGCUCAUGAGGUGGCCUCUUGGCAUGCUGCUGGAGGCUUACGGCUUCAUCACCCUCUUCAGUGGGUUUUUCCCGGUGGCUUUUGGGUUUUUGGGCUCACUGGUGAACAUCCCUGUGCUGAACAAGCUCUUGCAGAAAGUGGGAGGCAGCAGCUCCAUGGUGUGAUGGAGCAGUCCCUGGAGGUGGGAUUGCUGUCCCCAGCUGAGCUGCUGCUUCCUGGGACCCUCAGGUGCUGGCUGGAGCCACCCCAACUCCAGGGAUGGUUCCUCUCAGGGCUCCUGUGAGCAGCUCUGAGGGGGUCUCUGGAGCCCAGAUGCUGUGCCAGGCAGGUUUCUGGAAUCAUCAGCAUUAUUUUAUCCUUUUUGUCUUCUAUUGGUGAAGGAUUUAAUUAAAAAGUGGGUUUGGAGACCAAA